Acanthosepion pharaonis is the source of this 6258-nucleotide messenger RNA. NCBI's taxonomy places the organism in Eukaryota, Metazoa, Mollusca, Cephalopoda, Sepiida, Sepiidae. The record is from the annotation of a GenBank genome assembly.
AUGUCGCGGCAAGGCAAGUCGGAGGAGAAAUUUACAGACAUAAUAAAGAACUUUUUCGGACUUCGUAGCAGUUCGACUGUCACACCUCCGAGAUCCCUCGUAAAGGAAGUUGUGUUUACUCCUAAUAUAUUGCAGGACAUUGGACCUUCAAGUCCACCCAACAAACGCAUUGACCUUAUAAAAAAUUUAAGUGAUGCUGUAGUCAGGAAAACACUUGAAGAGAAUGCUGUUGCUGCUAUAUGGGAAGCAAUCAGAGAUUUGGUAGACUCUCCUUCCACGGAAGAUAGACAUGUGACUCUUGUAUUUCUGCUCCACAUAAUAAAAGGCCAGGGAGAACACUUGGGACCACUGAGAAGUCAUUUCUUCAGAGUCAUUCAGAAUUUGAGUAAUCCUGAAGAUCUGAGUCACAGAUUGGAGUUAUUUCAUGCUCUUACUGCAAAUGGAAAAGAUUUAACGUAUUUUGAAACGGAGACUGGUACCUUGAUCCUGAAUUGGAUGUUUGAGAUUUCCAAAUCAAAUCGUAUCACUGAAUUUCUGGCAUUAGUUGUAAAUAUAAUCCGUUACAAUGUGGGCUAUUUUGACGAUUCAUCUAUGUCUGGGAUUAUCAAAUGCACGUGUACCUUGACUGCAACAGUUAAAGAUCUAAAUGAUAUUCAGCAAUGUGUGGAACUUUUAGGUUUGGUUAUUCAUCUCCAAUGUGUUCCAUCUGAAUGCCUGACUUAUAUUGUUACCGUCCUGUGUCGCACUUUGAACAUCCGAAAUAAUGGAAAUGCUAGUCGAGAGGUGAUGAGAAAAUUACUAAGUACACAUCUUGGGCAUCAUGUGGUGCACCUUAUGUGUUGUAUGUUGGAGGAAAAAGAUCAUCCAAUUGAUGAACAAGUACUUCGUGCAGCUGUCUACUACCUUGGUAUGGCAUUGUGGGGCUCCAAGAAAGUGACAACAUUAAGUCAACCGCCAUCUGCAGUGUUGCCUUCCUUCUUGCAAGUUUUGGAAAGAGGAAGCCAACUUGUAGCAUUUGAAAUCACGCUUAGUGUGGGUCAGUUAGUGAAGAAAUAUGGACAGGUGUUGACGUAUGCUGGUUGGGACAUGGUCAUGGAUAUCCUCAGUUUACUGCUAAAAAAUCCGGAAUGGUCACCUCCAAACCAAGUCUCAAUGGAGGAACAUUUACACAGCACCUUGACUGACAUUGAAACACUCCAUCAACAUGGAUUGUUCAGUGGAUCCACGACUAAACUGUUUCUCAUAAUUGAAUCUUGUGCUGUCAAGAGGCCAGCAGCAUCUGUAGUAUCCUUAAUUUCUUAUAGAGCUGAAAGUCUGAACCCUGAAGAAGAUAAUUGGGUUAACAAUUUGCACCAACUUUUAGAAAGAUAUUUCAGACAAGAGAUUCGAACAGAAAUUCGCAUCAAGGCUCUCGAUGUUCUCUCUAUGAUUUUAUCAGUCAAUAGAAAUCUAUUUGAGGAGCAACUUGUAGAAACAGUUGUGAUAUCCUUCCUGAAGCAUUUAGAAAACGAUCCUGAUCCUGCUGUGCGUAAAGCUGGAGCUGAACUGUUGCUGACCAUAAUACCUCACAGUCGACACUACAAAUACCUUCUUGAUGUGGUUGAAAGGGUUGUUACAAAGCCUGUGCAGUUAUGGUUGCAAUCAAUUGAGGGCCAGAAUGUAAAGCAGCAUCUGAAUGAUCCAUUGGUGGGAGACACAAGAGAACUUGUAAAAGUGUUAGUGGAAACAUUCAAGACUAAAAUUUAUAGUCCUCCUGGUAACUGUUCACUGUGUAUUUAUAAUUUAUUGGUCAAAUAUGCCCGCUUCCAGUAUUCACAUCCUCUUUUAAUUACCACAGGAGGAGAAAUUCGAUGGAAGAUAAUUGAAUGUCUUCUGUUGUUGCGUUCUAACAACAAAUACCAAGUGGGUGUGGCCACUGAUCUAAAUCCACGAAAGAUCCCCUAUAGCCCGUAUCUAUUUUGUAAAAUUAGUCCUCCUGAUCAAUGUAGUAGAACGCCUCCUGGGACACCAACCUCUCAGUCGCCAGCAUUGUCUACCCAGAAUUCAAUAGCUAUUAUUGACUUCUCUCAAGCUCUACUUCUUUUCAACGAUUGCUUGCAGCAUGAAAAAGAUUGGAGUGUAUGGAAAUGUUUCUUGAAUCUUUUUCCCAAAUUGUUAAGGAAUAAAACUUUAGUAUUGUCUGAAAGAGGACAGCUAAUGGAUUUGCUAUGCCGCAGUCUUUGCAAUUUAAUCACAAAUCGUAAUCUGGGUUUACCCAGGAAAUUAUUAAACCGCCCGUCCACAUUCACACCAUCCGAUUUUCAUAUGGAAGUAUUUCCUGUUCUCAGUGCCAUUGUAACGUACCAAAGUGAUUUACAAAGAUCUCAACAGAUGGAGUUGAUUAAUUGCUUCCAAUUUGGACUGGUGUCCAAGUGCCCCCAGUUGUGUAUGAAUGCACUUCGUAUGUGUGCCUUAGAGAUGCCUGAUGCGAUGACCCGAUUCCUGCCGGAAAUCAUCCUGUCUCUAAGUAAGAUAUCUUCUACAGUUUAUGUGGGGAUUCCAGUACUCAGCUUUUUAUCAACGAUUGUCCGUUUCCCCAAGUUAUACGUGAGUUUCACAUCAGACCAGUACUUAAGUAUUUUUGCCAUCGCACUGCCAUAUACAAAUCCCUUUAAGUUCAGUCAUUACAUGGUCUCAUUGGCUUAUCAUGUGAUAGCUGCUUGGUUUACUCACUGUCGGGUUGAGUGGAGAUGGCAUUUUGUGAAGUAUGUCCAGAAGAGUUUAAGUAGAUAUGUCCAACAGGAAUUUGAAGAGAAUGCCAAGCAGAGGUUAAAAAGUCAUGAUACAAGCCCCAGCCCUGGCAGUAGUAGCAGUGCUACACGUGCCCGUGCAGGUAGCUGUGAUGGUGCAGACAAAGGCAGAAGAAGGUUUAAAUCUGGCUCUUCUUUACAAGAAAGUCCAGCCAAGCUUCCUAUCAAUGAGAAAGCAUAUCAGUUUCACAUGGAACUGACAGAAACUUGUAUUGACAUGAUGUCAAGAUACACACAUGCAAACUUUGCUGCUGUACCCAAAAGGUCACCAUUAAUGGAGUUUCUUCUUUCUGGUGGUCGGACAAAAUCAUGGCUGGUUGGACACAAAAUAAUUAGUAUCACAACAAGUGGUGGUGGUAAAAAGAUUGGCCUCCAGGGAAUUUGUGAAAAAUGCCUCAUGCUAUAUCAACAAGCCAAGGAAGACAAUGCCAUAAAAAGGAUGAGGGAGAAAAAGUCAAAGGAUCGUAAGCGGCAUAAAUCAGCUGCUUUGUUCACUAGAAGUGUAAGUCAUAUUGAUGAACCAACGUUACGAGCCAUGCAAACUACAGGAGGUAGUGAAGAUGGCAGUAAGAAACGGGCAAUUGAUGACAUGGGACUGUUAGAUGCAGAACCACCAGUAUUUUCAGAUGACAUCAAUCCUAUUUCAAAAACACAAAUCAAAGAAUUGCUCCAAAAUUCUUCACAAACACAUCAAGGCACGAAAAAUUCAGAUUCAAUCGGUACAAUGUUCUUACCCAACUUAUGCACGUGUUGGUGUGUCAGCUGGGCAGAGAUUCGGAUACGUUCUCCCAGUGGCAGCAUCUCAUGGAUGAUGCGGAUAGAAAAUCACCUAAACCCGUAUGGAGGUCCCAGUGAUCUUCCACUUGCUGAUAUUAGUGUCCUCCAGAUCCCUGUUAAACAGCAUGGUCCAUGUCUUAGUGUGGAUGGGUUUAAUUACCGUAGCAAUCUCAGUGAGGAUGAAUAUGAGACUCUUUACAAACAGCGCUUCCCAACUGAGCAGGAACUGGCUGCUCGGCGAUUUAAUGAUUAUUACAGCAAGGAUGGUAAGCAGCAUCUUUCAUUCUCUUCAUCUAUUUUCUCCUUUUUCUUUUCUCUUCAUCUAUUUCUCCUUUUCUUUUUCCUUUUUUUUCCUUCUUUCUUUCUCUCCUUCUUUUUUAUUUAUUUCUUUUUUUUCCUUUCUCCUUUUGGAAAGACUUUAUUAUAUUUCUCCUUCCUUUAUCAUCUUUUUUCUCCUUUAUUAUCUCUCCCCAAACUUUAUUAUUUUCCCCUACCCCUUUAUCGUCUCUUUUUCCCCUACCCCUUUAUCGUCUCUUUUUCCCCUACCCGUUUAUCGUCUCUUUUUCCCCUACCCGUUUAUCGUCUCUUUUUCCCCUACCCGUUUAUCGUCUCUUUUUCCCCUACCCGUUUAUCGUCUCUUUUUCCCCUACCCGUUUAUCGUAUCUUUUUCCCCUACCCGUUUAUCGUCUCUUUUUCCCCUACCCGUUUAUCGUCUCUUUUUCCCCUACCCGUUUAUCGUCUCUUUUUCCCCUACCCGUUUAUUGUCUCUUUAUAUACUUCUACGUCCAGCCCUGAGACUGAAAGUUUAAGUAUUUUUCGUGACUGCAUAGAUCAGGAUGGUGGUGUUCAACUUGAGCAGAAAGGGAGAGUUUUGAAGAAAAGCACAUCAUCACCUUCAUUACUAUCUGUGAGUAGUACUGUAUGCACUUGUGGGUCUGGGAAGGCCACUGCAGCUGAAUUUUCUCCUUUUGAUCAGGAGAGUCGGGGUGUGCCUGGCUCAAUAUCAGAGCCAAGUAAACCGGGGGUCUCACCUGCAGGGAAAGAAAAACAGCAUUCAAUUAAUGUGUCAAAUCUGUCCCCUGGGGCAAGCAGGUCAGCCACAGGUAGCAGGUCUCCUUCUGGCUGCAAGUCUCCAGCACCCAGCAGGUCACCUGUGCCUAGUCGGUCUCCGGCACCCAGCAAGUCACCUGUGCCAAGACGACCAUCUGCUGCAAGCCUGUCUCCUGCUAUAGAUGCUUCUGUAUCCACUGAAGACAAUGUCUUCUUUUCUAACCAACCCGUAGGAGUCGUUUCCAGUGACACCAAUAAUAGGAGUUUGAGGCGGCACUUAAGUUCUACAGACAAGUCACCCCGGUUAUCUCACCGUUAUCAUCAAGAACAGCAACAUUACCCUCAUCAAACUUCACCUCUCUCUCCUCACCAGCUGACCUUCAGUAAUGCCAGUUACCCAGAUGAAUCAAGUCAACGUUGGCAAUACUAUCAACAGCAAAAAACACCACCAUACCAGCAACAUCACUUUCAUUACCCAAGCCGUCAACAAACUCCACCUUUUCCUGGAGAUGAUGACGCCAUGCCUCGGCCACGGUUGCUCAGUAUGAAAGUCAAUCCCACCAAUGCCAGUGAUGACUUUGAUGAACAGAGCUCCAUGGAGUCUGUGAUCCCCCACCGGCCUCGUGGCCAAACCAUAUCCAUCCCAUCACCUCACCAUACAUUCAACAAGUUGAAGAAAGCUCAAGAACAAGCAAGUGCUGAGAAACCAAAGGAAGAGGAAGUGAAAGGUGGGAUAGACCCAAGCUUUGUCUUCCUGCAAUUGUAUGGAGGUCUACUGUCACUGACACCACCAGAUAUUCCUUUAUUGCUGCCUCAUAAUCAAGAAACACAACGAUCACUGGAACUCUUAGACUAUAUUCCAUCCUAUGAAACUCAUAAAAUUGGUGUUUUAUAUGUUGGAGAGAACCAGUGUAAUAGUGAAGUGGAAAUCUUGUCCAAUCAACAUGGGUCUGAACGAUAUCAGAAGUUCCUGGAAAAUUUAGGUCAGCUAAUUUAUCUCAAGGACACAGAUGGAAAAUGUGUGUUUCUAGGUGGGCUUGAUGGACGAGAGAAGUGUGAUGGUCAGUUUGCCUAUAGCUGGCAUGAUGAAUUUAUGCAAGUAAUCUUUCAUGUAGCAACAUUGAUGCCAAACAUGAAAAAUGAUAAACUUCGAAAUAAUAAGAAACGACAUAUUGGGAAUGAUUAUGUAAAUAUUGUGUACAACGACAGUGGUGAGGAGUACCAAAUUACCACUCUGAGAAGUGAGCUUAAUUUUGUUAAUAUUAUUAUUGAACCUCUUGACUGUGAAACGAAUGCAGUGACAAUUGUGACUAAGGAAAGUAAGAAAGCUGAUGCCAAAGAGGUCAUCACAGCAGAUAUUGCAGAAGCCUUAGGUCAAGAGGCAAAGAUUAUCUCUGAUAAAAAAGUUGCUUCUCUUGUACGACUGAUGGCCAUCCACUGUAAUUUGGCAGCAAUGGUCUUAUGGCGCCAGCAGAAUAUUCCUGAAGAUCCUUUUGCAUCUAACUGGCUGGAACGACUGCGGCAUAUGAAACGUCUCCACAAUAGAGUAAUGGAAGAACUGAAGACAAUGGCUGACGAAAAGGCCGGUUAUGACCGAACUGAAGGAAAAGUGUUCCAUGAAGAUUUCACAGAUUAUUCCUAG